This is a messenger RNA of Ceratotherium simum simum (southern white rhinoceros), 3704 nucleotides long. It is a transcript of the gene KRIT1, whose product is annotated as KRIT1 ankyrin repeat containing. Gene Ontology annotation, cellular component: cytoskeleton; plasma membrane. Gene Ontology annotation, biological process: regulation of establishment of cell polarity; negative regulation of angiogenesis; cell redox homeostasis. NCBI's taxonomy places the organism in Eukaryota, Metazoa, Chordata, Mammalia, Perissodactyla, Rhinocerotidae. Gene Ontology annotation, molecular function: protein binding. The record is from RefSeq and is a predicted model, not a curated record.
CGCUAGGGGUGUGAACCCGGAAGCGAUUUCCUCGCCCCGGUAGCGGCGGGAUGGAAAUCUAAGGCCUUUGAAGACCUGGAAUCCCCUAGUUUCGGGAGAGGGUGAGGGUGUAUGGUGCUGAGGUGCGAGAAGAAGGACAGUAAAGAGGCGGUGGACAAGAGGUUCUGCAAGGCCAGAGACCUGAGCUCUCUAGGCGCGGGGUGGGGAGCGCGGCCGAACACACCGGGCGGCUUCUGGUGGCAACCGUGGGUUUUCCUGUCACAGGAAGUUGGGCCCGGCCGCUGGGAAGGAGAAGGGAAGGAGGAAUGAGAAAGCGAUGACGGUCCCCCGCCCCCCAGGUGACUGUCCCACCCAGUGAGUUGAAUGUAGCGGCCCGGGAGGCGCUCGGCCGCCCGCACGGGUGAGACCGCUCGGUUUCCUUGGGGGAAACGAGGAGGAACAAGAUCCAGACUGCAGCGAGAGAAAACGAGAGGUGGGACGCUGAACUAUCUCAUCUAGUUUCUCCAGCAAUGGGAAAUCCAGAAAAUAUAGAAGAUGCAUACGUUGCUGUUAUUCGUCCAAAGAAUACUGCCAGUCUCAAUUCUCGGGAAUACAGAGCUAAGUCAUAUGAAAUUUUGUUGCAUGAAGUUCCCAUUGAAGGACAGAAAAAAAAGAGAAAGAAAGUUUUGUUGGAAACUAAACUUCAAGGCAACAGUGAAAUAACACAAGGCAUAUUGGAUUAUGUAGUGGAAACCACCAAACCAAUUUCUCCUGCAAACCAGGGUAUCAGAGGAAAACGAGUGGUACUAAUGAAGAAAUUUCCUCUGGAUGGGGAGAAGAUGGGCAGAGAAGCAGCAUUAUUUAUUGUUCCAUCAGUUGUCAAAGAUAAUACUAAAUAUACAUAUACUCCAGGAUGCCCAAUUUUUUACUGCUUACAAGAUAUUAUGCGAGUCUGUAGUGAAUCCAGCACUCACUUUGCUACGCUUACAGCAAGGAUGUUAAUAGCCUUGGAUAAGUGGUUAGAUGAACGUCAUGCACAAUCUCACUUUAUUCCAGCUUUAUUCCGACCUUCUCCUCUUGAGCGGAUAAAAACUAAUGUCAUAAACCCUGCAUAUGCUACUGAAUCAGGUCAGACAGAAAACUCACUACAUAUGGGCUAUAGUGCACUAGAAAUAAAGAGUAAAAUGUUAGCCCUAGAGAAAGCAGAUACCUGUAUUUACAACCCUUUGUUUGGAUCAGAUCUUCAGUAUACAAACCGGGUAGAUAAAGUGGUAAUAAAUCCAUACUUUGGUCUAGGAGCUCCAGACUAUUCAAAAAUCCAAAUUCCCAAACAGGAAAAAUGGCAGAGAAGCAUGAGCAGUGUCACAGAAGACAAGGAACGACAGUGGGUAGAUGAUUUUCCUCUCCAUCGAAGUGCCUGUGAAGGAGAUUCAGAAUUACUAAGCCGUCUUCUCAAUGAAAGAUUUUCAGUCAACCAAUUAGAUAGUGACCACUGGGCACCCAUUCAUUAUGCAUGCUGGUAUGGAAAAGUUGAGGCCACUCGCAUAUUGUUAGAGAAAGGGAAGUGCAAUCCAAACCUUUUAAAUGGGCAGCUUAGUUCUCCUCUUCAUUUUGCUGCUGGAGGAGGACAUGCUGAAAUAGUACAGAUUCUCCUAAACCAUCCAGAAGUUGACAGACACAUAACAGACCAACAAGGAAGAUCCCCUUUAAAUAUUUGUGAAGAAAACAAACAAAAUAAUUGGGAAGAAGCUGCAAAAUUGUUGAAGGAAGCCAUUAACAAACCAUAUGAAAAAGUUCGAAUAUACAGAAUGGAUGGAUCAUACCGUUCUGUUGAACUGAAACAUGGAAAUAAUACAACAGUGCAGCAGAUAAUGGAAGGAAUGCGUCUCUCUCAAGAAACACAGCAAUAUUUCACUAUUUGGAUCUGUUCAGAAAACCUCAGCCUCCAACUCAAGCCUUAUCAUAAACCCUUGCAACAUGUUCGUGACUGGCCAGAAAUACUUGCUGAAUUGACUAAUUUGGAUCCCCAAAGGGAAACACCACAGCUUUUCCUAAGAAGAGAUGUGAGACUUCCUUUGGAAGUUGAAAAAAAGAUCGAAGACCCACUAGCUAUUCUUAUUCUCUUUGAUGAAGCCAGAUAUAAUUUAUUGAAGGGCUUUUAUACAGCUCCUGAUGCCAAACUAAUAACAUUGGCAAGUCUACUGUUGCAAAUAGUUUAUGGAAAUUAUGAGAGUAAGAAACACAAGCAAGGUUUCCUAAAUGAAGAAAAUCUAAAAUCUAUUGUACCUAUUACCAAAUUGAAAAGUAAGGCACCUCACUGGACAAACCGAAUACUUCAUGAAUACAAGAAUCUUAGUACAAGUGAAGGUGUCAGUAAAGAAAUGCAUCACCUUCAGCGCAUGUUCUUACAGAAUUGUUGGGAAAUUCCUACAUAUGGAGCAGCUUUUUUCACAGGACAGAUAUUUACAAAGGCAAGCCCCAGCAAUCAUAAAGUCAUCCCUGUGUACGUAGGAGUGAAUAUAAAAGGACUUCAUCUCCUCAACAUGGAAACUAAGGCUCUACUCAUCAGCCUUAAGUAUGGUUGUUUUAUGUGGCAAUUGGGAGAUGCUGAUACAUGCUUUCAGAUCCAUAGUAUGGAAAAUAAAAUGAGCUUUAUAGUACACACAAAACAGGCUGGCCUCGUGAUAAAACUGUUAAUGAAGCUAAAUGGACAAUUAAUGCCUACUGAAAGAAAUUCGUGAGCGGAAAGCAGCUGAUCCUUAAGCCACCACAGUUUGUGAUGCAGAUUUUUUCCAUGAAAGAUUUCUUAAACUAUUACAUUUAACAAGGCAUUUAGUCUCUUGUAAUAUAUAUGUAUAUUAUUACAUUGUACAGAAUCUGUACUUAUGUUUGGUGUGUAAUAUACCAAUUAGUUUUAUAUAAUAUUCUCAUAAGCUAUUCUAAUUUUUCAGAGAAACACACAAAAAGGUGUAGAUUGAUAGUCUGUAUAAUAUUAGACAAAAUAGUAAGCUUUAUAAAAAGUUAUUUUUGGUAAAUCGUAAAGAAUUUAGAGUGGAAUGUGAUGAAAUAAAAAUAUAGCUUUGCUAUGGCUUUGUGUGUCAUUUCAAAAUAUACUGAAAGUCAACAUGAUUUGAAUAAAGAAAAUAUAUUUUCUACUUAACCCAUAUAUAACACUGUUAUUGAAAACAUUUUUCUGUAAUCUAUGAAUAUUUCUCAAUAUGUUUUUAAAAGACUUAGUUAAAAUGUAUAACUGGUAUAAGCUAGUAUUUCUCAAAGUAUAGUUCUUAAACCCCCUGCGUCAUAAUUACCUGGGUGCUUCUUAAAAACGAGGAUUUCAGAGACUCUAGACGGGUUCAUUCACUCUCUGAAAGUAGCAAGGCCUAGAACUCUUUUCUGAAGUUUUGAUUUGCUUUCUGUUGAAAUAAUUCCAGACCCAAUAAUGAAUUUGGAUUAUUAAAAUUAAGUAAAUUACACAAAACUGCCUGGCACACAAGCACAUACGUGCAAAGACACAGAUUAAGUGACAAUCUCUGGAUAUUAGUUGCAUUUAUUAAGUACAUGUUGUAUUUUUAUGAGUUGGCUUAGUAAUUUAUUUAUAUUGGCUUUACAUUGUGGGAAGUAGAUCACCAAAUAUCUGGUUGUUUCAUUUAGGGGAAUACUGAUAGCACAGAUGAGGCGCUAACCUGCUUAAUCUGUUAUUUAAUAAACUUAGAAACCAGUCUUUC